AAAAAAAAAAAAAGAGCCUAAAUUUGAUUAAAUUUCUCGUUUACUCCGUCUCCUCUCCAAAAAAUUCCAGGUUUUCCGAUGAACGGAGAAUUACAGCUGGAGUCGAUUGGUGGUGACCGGAACCCCAGUGACUCCGAUCCUCUGCUUCAUGAACGCCACCAACUUCAAAAGCAUAUCGACACUUCGUCGCCAUCGUCCUCGGGAAGCUCCAGCGAGAUAAAGGAUGAAGACCUUGAGGCCGGUUCCUUGCCUUGUUGUAGGAUUUGUCUCGAAUGCGACGGUGAAGAUGAUGAUGAAUUGAUAUCUCCGUGCAUGUGCAAAGGCACACAGCAGUUUGUUCAUCGUUCUUGCCUUGAUCACUGGCGGUCAGUCAAGGAAGGUUUUGCGUUUUCUCAUUGCACAACUUGUAAAGCUCAAUUUCAUCUUCGAGUGGCAGAGUUGGAGGACAAUUCUUGGCGAAAAAUAAAAUUUAGGAUCUUUGUUGCAAGAGAUGUUUUCCUCGUAUUUCUUGCUGUACAAACUGUGAUUGCUAUGAUUGGCGGUUUUGCUUACCUCAUGGAUAGAGAUGGAUCUUUCAGGAACUCGUUCAAUGAUAGCUGGGAUCGCAUACUUUCUAAGCAUCCAAUUCCAUUUUAUUACUGUAUAGGUGCACCGACAAAUUUAUUUUGUAGACCAAAGACUAAAUGCAUCAAAGGGGUUCUUGGCUUCUUUGUGCUGCUGGGAUUUUUUGGGCUCAUACUACACUGCUCCUCUCUGAACAGCAAUGACCCGCGUGUGGCUGGUUGUCAAAAUUGUUGUUAUGGCUGGGGCAUCUUGGAUUGUUUCCCUGCAUCCAUGGAAGCAUGCUUUGCCCUAGUAAUUGUUUUUGUUGUCAUCUUUGCCAUUCUUGGAAUUGCUUAUGGUUUCCUUGCUGCCACCAUGGCCAUCCAGAGGAUUUGGCAGAGACACUACCACAUCCUCACGAAGAGAGAACUCACACAGGAGUAUAUUGUUGAGGACCUUCGAGGCUGUUAUACCACUCCAAAAUUGGACCUGGAGCAUGAAGAACGGCUCAAAAUGCUGAAGCUGUUGUAGGGAGGAGUUAUCUGGAUGUGUAUGGUACCAUGAACUGCUUUGAAGUUAUCACUCGAGAUCCGAAGCUGUUUCUUGUUUGUACUGAUGACCAUUAUAAUAAAUAGUAUGGAAGAUAUGUCUAUAGUAAACCUUUGUGCAGAUGAGAGGAUCUGAAUUUGGCAGUAUCACUUGUUAGCUAUUUUACUAUUUUAUAUUGUAUGUGCAUAUGCCCAUUAUGGUUGAGUUUGAUUUUCUGCUGCA
Coffea eugenioides is the source of this 1314-nucleotide messenger RNA. RefSeq lists its product as uncharacterized. Gene Ontology annotation, molecular function: zinc ion binding. NCBI's taxonomy places the organism in Eukaryota, Viridiplantae, Streptophyta, Magnoliopsida, Gentianales, Rubiaceae. The transcript has 7 exons. The record is from RefSeq and is a predicted model, not a curated record. The coding region runs from base 79 to 1074 and encodes 331 amino acids.